Molecule: messenger RNA, 538 nt
Organism: Mycotypha africana
Lineage: Eukaryota; Fungi; Mucoromycota; Mucoromycetes; Mucorales; Mycotyphaceae
Exons: 3
Coding region: 92-538 (148 amino acids)
Source: RefSeq, a predicted model, not a curated record
GUUGCUUUUAAAAAGUAAUAGUACUUCUGUUUUGUGCUUAGAUCGGAUAAAUCUUCCGACUUUUAUAAAGUAAUGCAUUACUCAGCAGUCAAUGCUCGAACCGCGAUUUGCUGUUUCCACCAGCUUAACUAUCCCGUUCUUGAUUGGCCGUUUUUCUAUAGGCAGCUUUAUUCUAAUCACAUAUAACUAUUAUACUCCUUUUCGUAUUUUAGUCAGAUGGCUACAAAAGAGAGCACGUACGAAGAUUCACGUUACAAAUAUUAAUGAAGUUGUUAGCAUUGUAUGGCACGCGUGUCAUCGAGAUGUACUGAUAACAACGGAUACAUAUGCUGGUUUGGCUACUGAUGUCAGUUAUACUGGAAUGGCUUCAUCAGCGUAUGUGAUAUGUUUCAGAUCAAGAAAAGGAAGAUCUUUUAGCUCACUUCGGUUGUAUUAUGUUGACGUAGCUUUUUCUAUGCACGCUAAUCCUUUCACUAACCAUUUUGGCUUAAUUUUCUGGAACUUUAAAACUGACCACCGGACCAUGUGGAAUUUAUAA